AUGUGGCGCAUAAUCACAUCACAACAAGUAACUUACAAUUACAAACAAAUGGAAAUAAUUGAUGAUUUACCCGUGAAAAAUGAUUUGGAUAAAUAUUUAUCAAUAUUAGAAAGAAUUGUGUAUUUCGUUGAUGGGCAUCGGUAUUACGUGGAUAUUGAUUUAUGUUUUGGCAUCUAUUUAAUCAACGUAAAUUUAAGAAAUAUAGUGCAAACGCGGGGCCAUUUCUUGUCCUUUCAAAAACAAGUUCGUAUGAUGCACCUGGUGAAGACAAAUGACGAUAUUGUACUACAUUUUACCAAAUCUCGUAACAAUAAUUCUUCAGUAACAGGCUCAAAUGUUUUAGCCAAUUAUCAUUGUUUGAACCUGCUUUCUCAGAAUCCAAUAACGUAUCACAGUGAAUAUUUUCACUGCCAAGUGCCCUACAAUUGCCUUAAAAUGAUGCUCAAAGGCUAUGAUUAUGGCUAUGGAAUAGCACACAGGUUACUGUUCCUGUUGGGAGCUCGGUACUGGCGCACUUGUGUUAUAAUGUCCGUGCAAGACGAUAAACAAAUCAUGGACAAUAUGUGUGCAAAGAUGUAUAAUGAGCUUGAGUACAUCGCCAACCAUGAGUUCCGUAUGCCUGAUUUAUUUAUGGAACACGCGACCCUUUGUAGCAUUGAAGGUCACGCCCAGUUCUUACGCCGAUCAUGGAUAGACGAGAUACUUGACUUUCAAACGGAAUAUGGUUGUUUUAAUUUAACAAGACCGUACGAAGAAAUUACUGUGCCUCAAACAACUACCGAAUCACAGAAUAUAAAACGAAAUGUUACGGAUUGGAACAAUACGUGUAAUGCUCACGUGACUGGAGUUGCGGGUGCCAUGAUAGCUGCAGCGAUCAGAUUGAUUAUGGAAAACUAUUUUUGA
Messenger RNA from Arctia plantaginis, 903 nucleotides. The record is from the annotation of a GenBank genome assembly. NCBI's taxonomy places the organism in Eukaryota, Metazoa, Arthropoda, Insecta, Lepidoptera, Erebidae.